Molecule: messenger RNA, 1867 nt
Organism: Portunus trituberculatus (swimming crab)
Lineage: Eukaryota; Metazoa; Arthropoda; Malacostraca; Decapoda; Portunidae
Product: putative OPA3-like protein CG13603
Exons: 4
Coding region: 51-566 (171 amino acids)
Biological process (GO): regulation of lipid metabolic process
Cellular component (GO): mitochondrion
Source: RefSeq, a predicted model, not a curated record
AAGAUCAAGCCGCAACAGCAGCACAGCCGCCACAGCCGUCAACAGUGGUCAUGGCUGUUGGAUUUCCCCUGGCAAAACUUGGCGCGUUAGUCAUUAAACAAGUGUCCAAACCUCUUGCUAACGUUGCCAAGAAUCGCGCCAAAAACAGCCACUUCUUCAGGACGUAUGUGUUGAUGCCACCAGCCCAGUUCUAUCAUUGGUGUGAAGUUCGACUAAAAAUGUACGUCAUGAACAUUGGGAGAUCCGGACAGAAGACCACCAUACCAAAGCUGAGUGAAGAAGCAGCAAUAGAAUUGGGAGGGAAUUUACUUGGUGAAGGAGUUAUAUUUAGUAUAGCUGUAGUGAUCCUGGCUUUUGAAGUUUCACGUCAGAAAGAGAAGGAAAAGAAGAAGGAGGAAGCUGAACGAGCCUUCAUUGACAGCUUAGAAAAUCGGAUAAAUGAAUUAACAUUUGCUACUGAAGAGCUUGAUACAAAACUUCGAGAAGUGACAAGAAUAGCAUAUGCAAUGCAACACCAAGCUAAAACACAACAGUUAAUCCUGGCCAGUGUCCUGAUGAAAAUUUAAUAAUUUGAGUCCAGACGGCCAACAAAUGACUUCAAACAACGCACACCUCACACACUUCCAGAAACGGUCAAUAGAUGGCAGCACUGCUGUGGCAGACGAUUGUAAACAAGUCCAGCCUACGCUAGUGAACAUUGUGUAUUGUCUGAUAUCAGUGAGCAAAUUUGUGCAUUUAUCAGUAUGUUAGAACUCUUAUUGUAUCCCAAGGAUGUUAGGUGUAAGUUAGUGGCCCUACCUGUGACAUAAAAGUUGAAAUUAAUAAGAUAAUUAGAGAAAAUUAGAGUUGCGAGUGUUUGUGUGGAAUAUGGUGUGGCCAAGCAAACUGUGUCGGACAUUAGAAAUUCAAAAGAUAAGCUGGUUCAAUAUUGUUUUUUUUUUUUUUUUUGUUGUAAGAGUGAGAACUACCAAGGGCAAAAAAAUGAAUAUUAGAAAAAAAAGGCCAACUUGCAUUGCAGUCUUCAUAAAACAAUCACAAGAAUGAGUCAAAAUUCAGGGACAAAUGUCUCGACACCUCUCUCAAAAGAAGUUGAGUCAUAGAAAGAUGGAAAUACAGAAGGAGGUAGGAAGUUCCAGAGUUUACCAAUGAAAGGUAUGAAUGAUUGAGAAUACAGGAAUAACCCGCUAUUCGAAGGUUUGAUAACUGAAGAUUCACUCUUUCGAAAAUGAAAAAUUAGGGAACAUUUUUGCAAUCUGAAUGGUUUGCUUCGCUCUUUCGAAUUUGAAAUUGCCGCCAAAUUUUGUUUGGCGUGAGGUGGUAAAAAGCAUUCCCGUCCCCAUCCUUGUCUAGUGAGCCUGAAAUUUUCUAACUAGUCAACUCUAACCCUCCAAAAUAUCUACAAAACCCUCCAAAACCUCAAAUGAGUUGCAGAAAUUGAGACCAUAUAUGGCAACCCAGCUGCCUCCACAGUGACCCACACAGCUGUUUACCAACAGUCACCUAUGCAUUCUGGUUGAUGCCUGCCUGGCUGCAGACCAUCACGCAUGUUAUGUUAUUUUAUUUGUAAUGAAUUUCCAAAGAAAACAAAAUAUUUUGUGUUUUGUUAUGCUUUUCUUGGGGGGAAGAGGUAGAUAGUUAAUGGGAGUCAGGAGAGUGCUUGGACGUAUUGUCUCCUUUUAUUAACAUUCUUAUGGGAAAAAUUGCUUCAAUAACCGAAGAUUUGCUAUUCAAAUAGUUUUUCAGGUACAUAACCUCUUCAGUUCGAUCUUGUAUUGGAAGGUUGACAGAAUAGGGGUGAGAAGAAGAAGAAACUUUUGUGCGGCAAGGCCACAGAAGGAGGGGAGGCAUGCAGUUAGCAACAAGAUUA